Branchiostoma floridae (Florida lancelet) is the source of this 1966-nucleotide messenger RNA. RefSeq names its product sialomucin core protein 24-like. The coding region runs from base 149 to 1039 and encodes 296 amino acids. The transcript has 10 exons. The record is from RefSeq and is a predicted model, not a curated record. NCBI's taxonomy places the organism in Eukaryota, Metazoa, Chordata, Leptocardii, Amphioxiformes, Branchiostomatidae. Gene Ontology annotation, cellular component: cytoplasmic vesicle.
UGUCACAUGACCCCAGCUUACACAUGCGCACUGACGUCACCUCCACGACUGCAACUUUUCCUCAUGACGAGAUAGUGUCGGCUGUCCAAAAUCCUCCGUUUUCCUCCCAAAACUUCCUCCUCCCGGCCGCCACAGCACCGCCAACAACAUGUACUGGAUACUGGGAGUGCUCCUGGUGGCUUCUUGUGCCCUAGGACAAGAAUGUCCCACCUAUGACAGCGAUUGUAACCUCUGUCAGACAAACAACUGUACCUUCGUGAACUGCACAACGUCAUCUGAUGCAGAAGUGUACAACUGCACAGCUACUGGAGAUGAGAGUUCCGCAUGCCUAAACCCAGUCACUAUCACUGAGUGUUCAGCUGUGACAGAUGCUCCAGACACAACUGCUGCUCCAACUACUCAAGCUCCAACAACGACUCCCAAUGCUACAACAGUGCAGACCACCCUUCCUCCCUCUACUCAAGGGCCUGCCAAGCAAGGGCUAAUGCAAGCCAAUUCUACAACCAAGCCUACCACGCCCAAACCGACCACACAGCCAGCGAAAACAUCCCCAGGGCCGUCGGCUGGCCCAACAAACAGCCCACAGAAAGGAGGGUUUGAUGCUGCGAGCUUCAUCGGAGGUAUCGUCCUCUGCGGCGGGCUGAUAGCGCUAAUCUUCUUCGGCUGCAAGUUUUGGAAGUCCCGCUCCUCUCCAAACUACCACACGUUCAGCUCAGUGUCAUUCGGUCGGAAAGAAGCCAGGAGGAAACACACCUCAAAACCACCUUCAAAGCUGUCAAUAAGAGCAGAUGACGUGAUAGAAGCAGAAGACACAUUCACAGACAGCCUGGACCACCAGGUGGGCGUGCUCAGGAUAUAUGACGAUGAGGAGGACCAAGAUCACAUCAGGUCUGGACUCCCGGAGUCAGACAGGGACAGAGGAAGGAAAGUUAGCGCUGAGAGAGAACGAGGGACCAUCCCCAAAGACUUCAUUGUGAGGGAGUUUCAUGAUGCACCAAGCGAUGAGGAACCUAGUGAUGAUGAGAUGCUAGCUUAUUGAGGCAAAAGCAAUAGACUAUUAUACACUGUAGCAUGUACCAAAGCUGCGCACUUCAAUGCAAACCCCAAAAUAAAAUGGGUUCAAGACCAAGAAAAGAUUGAAAUUUGAUUUUCGGGCAUUGCUGCGUUGUAUAUCCAAUAUAUAGUGCCUGUAUUCUUAGCAACGUCCUAAUGAAUUGUGCAAAGAUCAGGAGGGGAAAGAUCUGUCCAACAGAUGACUCUGUUUAAGACAGGGAUGUGCAGUAAAAUGCUUAAGUAUAAAAUCUUGAAGUUGAUAUUCUGUAUUCAAGGUUAAAUGAGAUGCUCAUUGCAAUUGACCAAUUACAUGCAAAGUUUGGCUUUAAGUUCAUAGGCUCAAGUCAUCGAGCUUGCCUUUGUUGAUCUUUAGAACUUUUUUAUAUGGAGGUGUUUGUAUUUUCUAUAAUGCCAUACUGUCACUUAGUAUAAGCCUUCUUGACAAAAAGUGCAAUUCAUUUUGUUUGCCUGUGGUAUCACUUUACAUUUUCAUUUCAUUCACAGGUAAUAUGCCACAUCUUUGUUAUGUUUACAAAUGUCAACAUUUACUUUGUAUUGAAGUGGUACGUACACAUGCAUCUCUGAAAACUGUACUUUGCAAUACUGAAGAAAGUUAAACAUUGAUGUUUCUAUAUGUGGUGUCUAUAGACAUUGGUGAUGGGUUGGUGAUGCACAAAAUACAUGAAGAUGAACUCUGCAGUCUGCUGGACAAUUCAAGCUUGUCAUUAGAGUUUGUCAACAAGAUAGAGACAAUUUCAUAACAGUGGUUCAGUCGUGUAUUGUUGACAUUUACAAAAAGUGCCAGCAUUGAAUUCAAAUAUUACCCUUUUGAUGGCAUAAUGCUGAGAAUUUUGUUCAUAUAGAAGGCAAGGUUGUUACUGUGGCUGCAUAACAGUCAAAGUUAUUUUUGUAA